CCUCCGGAUGUGAUAGUGCGGUUGAUCAGUUUCCCACACAGCUGGCUAGAUUCCAGCUACGCCCUUGGGACCACAGAGCCUCGGACUCCCACUUAGGUCUCCUGCUGCCCACACUCCUGCCUUGAUCUGCAGCCCAAUAAAGGCUGGGCCCCUGGCAGCAGGGCUCAGCAUGCUUGGUUCCUCUCCUCUUCUGUUCUCCUCGGUGUCCCCCCAGAGCCCUGUGGCCAUGACACAGCUGCUCCUGCUUAUUGUGGCUCUCCUGGUCCUGGGUCGUGUUGCUCCAGGGAGAAGUGAAUUCAAACGGUGCUGGAUGGGCCAAGGGGCCUGCCGGCCUUACUGCACGAAGUACGAAACCUACAUGCACCUGUGCCCGGAUGCCUCCCUCUGCUGCCUCGCCUAUGGAAUCAAGCCUGUGGCAGCCUCCAAGACUUAAAAUGUUUAACUGGUUCUGGGGCUGGCACCCUUGCUCUACAAUAAAACACAAGCUGUCAGCUGUCUCCUCUUGUCACUGCUUCACCACCGCCGGGGGUGGGGUGAGGGGUUGGAGAGGGACUGAGUGUGAGAGGGACGGAGGGAUGGUUGGUGGAGGGAAGUGAGGUGCCUGAGGAGAGUGGGCAUUAAUGACCAUUGUUAAUGGUUCCGGUCCAGUCUGUAUCACUUUGAUUCUGUCCAACUCUGGAAAAAUUACUCAACUUCCGUAAGCCUUUCCAGUCUGCUCAUCCAUAAAAUGGGG
Molecule: messenger RNA, 733 nt
Organism: Vicugna pacos (alpaca)
Lineage: Eukaryota; Metazoa; Chordata; Mammalia; Artiodactyla; Camelidae
Gene: DEFB124
Product: defensin beta 124
Biological process (GO): canonical NF-kappaB signal transduction; positive regulation of monocyte chemotaxis; positive regulation of chemokine (C-C motif) ligand 5 production
Cellular component (GO): extracellular region
Source: RefSeq, a predicted model, not a curated record